CACACAGGCGCUGCGGUUGCCGGAAGCAGUUGCGCGGUGGCUGCCGGGAUUGUGGUGAUGUGGCCCCCCCGCUUCCCCCCUCCCCACCCCGGGAUGUCGGAAGAAACCAGGCAGAGCAAAUUGGCUGCGGCCAAGAAAAAGUUGAGAGAAUAUCAGCAGAAGAACAGCCCUGGUGUUCCUGCAGGAGCAAAGAAGAAGAAAAAGAUUAAAAAUGGCAGUAGCCCUGAGAAAACCACCGCCAAUGAUUGUCAGUCACCAGAGGACAUUCAGGACAUUCUGAAGGUGCUGGUGUCCGACCUUAACCGUUCCAAUGGGGUCUCACUCCUUCCAUUAGACAAGAGGAAGGCGCCCACAGACCAUACUGCUCCUGCACCGCCAGCAGCUGCUGAUGACACUAUGUUUCUUGGUGUUGUCCCUUCCCCUGAUGCUGACCUCACUAGCAUGGCAUCGCCUCAGAGCCAUGAUCCUGGCAAUAGCUCUAACCUCACGGAGGAGACCAAGACUUUCUCAUCAACUGAGAGUCUGCGACAACUUUCUCAACAACUCAAUGGUCUUGUGUCUGAGUCUACAUCCUACAUCAACGGGGAGGGCCUCACAUCUUCUAACAUGAAGGAACUGGAGAGCCGGUACCAAGAGCUAGCAGUAGCCCUGGACUCCAGCUAUGUAACAAACAAACAACUCAGUAGCACGAUAGAGGAAUUGAAACAACAGAACCAAGACACUCUGGAUCAACUGGAAAAAGAGAAGAGGGAUUAUCAGCAGAAGCUGGCAAAGGAGCAGGGAGCUCUCAGGGAACAACUGCAGGUUCACAUUCAGACCAUAGGCAUCCUGGUGUCUGAGAAGGCAGAAUUACAGACAGCCCUUGCCCACACUCAGCAAGCAGCCAGGCAGAAAGCAGGAGAGUCAGAGGAUCUUGCCAGCCGCCUGCAGUCUUCCCGACAGCGUGUGGGAGAGCUGGAGCGGACGCUGUCUACUGUGUCAACGCAGCAGAAACAGGUAGACAAGUACAACAAGGACCUAACCAAAGAGCGAGAUGCCCUCAAGCUGGAGCUGUACAAGAACAAUAAAAACAAUGAGGACCUGAGGCAGCAGAACUCAGAGCUGGAAGAGAAACUUCGAGUCUUAGUGGCAGAGAAAGCAGCUGCACAGUCAGGGGUGGAGGAGCUGCAGAAGAAGCUGGAAAUGUCGGAGCUGCUGCUGCAGCAGUUCUCAAGCCAGUCUGAGGCCUCUGAUAGUAACCAGCAGUUACAACAUGCCAUGGAGGAGCGGGCUCAGCUGGAGACCCAUGUGGGCCAGCUGAUGGAGUCGCUGAAACAGCUCCAGGUGGAGAGAGACCAGUAUGCAGAAACCCUGAAAGGGGAGAGUGCCAUGUGGCAGCAGAGGGUGCAGCAAAUGGCAGAGCAGGUGCACACACUGAAGGAGGAGAAGGAGCACAGAGAGACUCAGGUACAAGAGCUGGAGACCAGCUUGGCCGAGCUCAGGAGUCAGAUGGAGGAGCCACCACCCCCACAGCCUCCAGCUGGACCCUCUGAGGUGGAACAGCGGCUGCAGGGAGAAGUUGAGCAACUGCAGAAGGAACUGGAGAAUCUGACAGGACAGCUGAGGGCCCAGGUGCAGGACAAUGAGAGCCUGAGCCACCUGAACCGGGAGCAGGAGGAGCGGCUGCUGGAGCUGGAGCGGGCGGCAGAGCGCUGGAGUGAGCAGACGGAGGAGCGCAAGCAGAUCCUGGAGAGUAUGCAGAGCGACCGCACCACCAUCAGCAGAGCACUGUCACAGAACCGCGAGCUAAAGGAACAGUUGGCUGAGCUGCAGAACGGCUUCGUCAGACUGACCAACGAGAACAUGGAGAUUACCAAUGCACUGCAGUCAGAGCAGCACGUCAAAAAAGAGCUGGCCAAGAAGCUGGGGGAGCUGCAGGAGAGGCUGGGAGACCUGAAGGAGACGGUGGAGCUGAAGAGCCAGGAAGCACAGAGUCUGCAGGAGCAGCGAGACCAGUGCCUGUCCCACCUGCAGCAGUAUGCAGCUGCCUACCAACAACACUUGGCUGCCUAUGAGCAGCUGACCUCUGAGAAGGAGGCAGUGCACAAGCAGCUUUUGCUGCAGACACAGCUCAUGGACCAGUUGCAGCAUGAGGAGGUGCAGAGCAAGAUGGCAGCUGAAAUGGCCCGUCAGGAAUUGCAAAAGACCCAGGAGCGCCUGGAAGCCAGCAGCCAGGAGAACCAGCAGCUCCAGGCCCAGCUGAGCCUCUUGGCUCUCCCUGGGGAAGGAGAUGCAGAGCAGGAGGAGCAGGAGGAGGCUCCUCGGCCUAGUCUCACCAUCCCAGAAGACCUGGACAGUAAAGAGGCCAUGGUGGCUUUCUUUAACACAGCUAUAGCCAGUGCUGAGGAAGAACAGGCCCGACUACGUGUGCAGUUGAGAGAGCAGAAGGCACGUUGCCGAAGCUUGGCUCAUUUAGCCACCCCAGUCCAAAGCAAGAUGGAAAAGGAAGCACUGGUCCCCAGGAAUGUGAGUGACUCUAUGUCUGAGGAGAGCAACCAGGCCCUGCAUGUAGCCAUGGAGAAGCUGCAGAGCCGCUUCUUGGAGGUCAUGCAGGAGAAAGUGGAGCUCAAGGAGAGGGUAGAAGAACUCGAACAUUGCUGUAUCCAGCUCUCUGGAGAGACAGACACCAUUGGAGAGUACAUUGCCCUCUACCAAAACCAGAGGGCAGUGCUGAAGGCCAGGCACUUGGAGAAGGAGGAGUACAUCAGCAGGCUAGCCCAGGACAAGGAGGAGAUGAAGGUAAAGCUGCUAGAGCUGCAGGAGCUGGUGUUGAGGCUUGUGAGUGAGCGCAAUGAAUGGCAGGGCAAAUUCCUGGCAGUCUCUCAGAACCCUGUCGAUGUGCCUACCCCAGUGCCCACAGGCUCCCAGGGAUUUGGAGCUGCUGACCAACACGGUGACCUUAGGGAGGUGAGCCUGGCCGACAGUAUAGAGCCUGCACAAGGAAUGGCUGGGGUACCUGCUCCCCCUGAGAACCCCACUGCACAGCAGAUCAUGCAGCUACUGCGUGAGAUCCAGAACCCCCAGGAGCGUCCAGGCCUGGGCAGCAACCCUUGCAUCCCCUUUUUCUACCGUGCUGAUGAGAAUGACGAAGUGAAAAUCAUGGUUGUCUAAAAGACUGGCAGCCAAAGGUUCUGCCCUAACCCACCCCUCCUCAGUCACCCUUAUCCUUAUAAUAAUAAGGUCAGACGGCACCCCCUCAAGGGGCUGAGGAAGUAGCUCAGUUGGUAGAGCGCUUGUCUGUCAUGCACACAGCUCUGGGUCCCACCCCCAGUGCCUCUCAACUGGGGGUGCUUAGAAUUGGACCGCUUGGAAAGAGCAGGCAGAAGAAUCAGCCACCUUCAUCUACCCUGUAGGUGUGAGGCUGCACUGGGCUACACUGAGACCCUGUCUGAAAAAAAAACUAAAGUCGGACUCCCUAUGUUAAUGUGGUAUACAAACAGGGACAGGCCCUGUGCCCUCUUGGCCAGGGCAAUUUUACUUUCUAAACUCAGUGAUUGAGCAGACUGUCUCUGGGUAGCCUGGUGGCUUCCUGAUCAAGCUGUCUUUAAUUGGAAGGCCUCAUUCCUUACUCAAGACACGGCAGAGCAAUUUGCAGCAUUUUCAUGGCCAUGUGCAGCACAGGCUGGUAGAUGCCAUCUAGCCAUCAGCAAGAGAGCUCCUUUUUCUUACCAUCUUUCAUUUCCUUCCACCCUCCUCCUCCUCUCCAUGCCUUUCUUUGUUUCUUUAGAUAGUGUCUCAUCCCAGGCUAACCCUGAACUCACCACACAUUGACCUUGUGACUCUCCUGCCUCAGCAUUGUGCCUGGUAUUUUGCAGUGCUGAGCAGGCACUCUGCCAGUUGAUUUACUCCUCAGCACUACCUACCUUUUUCUCUUGUGGGAACGCUGGGGUGGAACCCAGGGCCCAGUACAUCCCCAGACCAACUCCCAUCUUCUUAGAGGCACUUUAGGGAGCGGAACUGGGCAGCAUUUCCAUGGGUCCCCAGGCAGUUGGGGUAACUGCCUCCGGAAAGCAUCCCACUUAGGAGGGCUUCCAUCUUUUUAGAGGCACUUUGGGACAGGGAAAGUGGGUACUAUUCUCUCAGGCCUUAUGACAAUUGGAGUAACUGUACGCCAAGCAGGGGGCUCCUGGGGUGGGGAGGGGCUGCCCCUCCCCUGGUGUACAUACUGUACCUGUGUACCAUUUUGUAUAUUCUGGGGUAGGGACACCUUCUGUAUCAUAGUGGAGGUUGGAGCUGGCAAGUGGGGAGGAGAUUCUUCUAAUAAUCACUCGGGGCUGGGAAACUUAUUUAUUGGUAGUGGAGGACAGAGGACAGGAGAUGGAUGGGGUUGUAGCACCCUGCUGAUGCAGCUCCUCUUUAUUUUGCUUUUUACUUGGGAAAUAAAUGGAUUUAGCCAUA
Mesocricetus auratus (golden hamster) is the source of this 4437-nucleotide messenger RNA. RefSeq names its product golgin subfamily A member 2. The coding region runs from base 58 to 3150 and encodes 1030 amino acids. NCBI's taxonomy places the organism in Eukaryota, Metazoa, Chordata, Mammalia, Rodentia, Cricetidae. Gene Ontology annotation, biological process: Golgi organization; spindle assembly. Gene Ontology annotation, molecular function: protein binding. The transcript is spliced from 27 exons. Gene Ontology annotation, cellular component: cis-Golgi network; Golgi apparatus; Golgi cisterna membrane. The record is from RefSeq and is a predicted model, not a curated record.